Molecule: messenger RNA, 2046 nt
Organism: Auxenochlorella protothecoides
Lineage: Eukaryota; Viridiplantae; Chlorophyta; Trebouxiophyceae; Chlorellales; Chlorellaceae
Exons: 12
Coding region: 1-2046 (681 amino acids)
Biological process (GO): transmembrane transport
Molecular function (GO): transmembrane transporter activity
Source: RefSeq, a predicted model, not a curated record
AUGUCGAGCCAGGACUUGCCGGGGCUCAUGCCCAUCCUCCCAGCUGAGAUGCCGUGGCUGUUCCCCAAAGUAAACUUCCGCCUAUUCAAGAUAGAAGCAGGCGAGAUUGGGUUUGAUGAAUCCUCCUGUGGGACCCCCUCGGACUUCAUGGCCAUGGUGCAGCGGGACCAGACAGCUGCCGCUCACCUGCUGGACGCCCUGGCUGCGCAAGGCGUGGCAGGAGGGCGUGACGAGCCGUCAGGAGGGCGUGACGAACCUUCCUCGGCAUCCACCCUGCUCGUCGACAUGUAUGAUGAGUGCAUCGCCGCACUGUGCGACAGCCCGCUGACCGUGGGGGCGCUGGAGGUCAUGCACAGCCAGGUGAGCUGCCGCAAGCUCAGCCUGGACUUGACCUCCGGUUUCGUCAACCAUGCCAUUCUUUGCUUGGAGGAGGAGGAGCAGGAGGUGAGUGGCGGGUGGCAUGGUGUGCCUAUAGGGGAUCUGUUCAUCAUCUUCGUGCUCAAGGUGCUGGAGAGCUACAACUACUUCUCCCUGUCGCGCAUCUUUGUGCUGUACCUCACCGAGAACUUUGGGGUGGAUGACCUGACAGCUGGGACCCUGUAUGGGCUGUGGGGCACCCUCCUGGUCCUCUACGGCUUCAUCCUGGGUGGGGCUAUCGACUUCCUGGGCGUCAAGCGCUCCCUCGUCCUGUGCUUCGUCCUCAACAUCACCAGCCGCCUGGUCAUGGCCUCCACGUCGUCCCGCUUGGUGUUGCUAAUGGCUCUGCUGGGCCCAAACACGGUGGCGGGGUCGCUGGGCGUGCCGGUGAUGACCAUCGGCGUGAAGCGCUACACCCACUCCGGCAACCGCGGCUUCGCGUUCUCCCUCUUCUACACGCUGAUGAACGUGGCGGCGCUGACACAGGGUGUGCUCAUGGACUUUUUCCGCAUCAGGUGGAAGCACGGGUUUGACGUGCCGGCGUUUGCGGAUCGUUCCCUGCUGAACAGCGGCAACAGGCUCUUCCUUGCAUCCGGGUGCGUGACCUCAAUGGUGGGGCUCUGGCUCACCUUCCUGUUGUCGGACCCGGCUGCGGAUGACGACGCGGCGGUGUACGCCCGGGUACCAGCUGUGCUCGAGGCGGAGGCUGGCCUGGCACAGGCUGGGCGUGGCGAGCGCCCUCGCAGCGUCGAGCCGGCUGCCAAGGAUGCGCCGUCUGCGCCGUCAGAGUCCAAGUGGCAGAAGCUGGUGACAGCUGCAGGGAACGUGGCAUUGUCCAGGGAGUUCAUCAAGUACAUUGUCAUGUGUGUCAUCACAGUGAACCUCAAGUCGGUCUUCAAGUACCUGGACGCCAUGCUACCCAAGUAUCAGCUGCGGGCCUUUGGGUGCGAUGCUCCCAUCGGCAUGAUAUACUCCAUCAAUCCCUUCACCAUUGUUUUCCUGGUUCCUAUCAUUGGGGCCAUGACCACAGGCUUCCAGCACUUUGACAUGAUCCACUUUGGCAGCUACCUGUCUGCGCUGUCCCCCUUCUGGCUGGUCAUCUGGCCCGCCGAGUGGGCUGCGGCCAUGUUUGUGCUGACCCUGUCCCUCGGCGAGGCGGUGUGGAGCCCGCGCUGGUACGACUACUCCAUGGGCGUGGCGCCGGAUGGAAAGGAGGGCAUGUUCACCGCGCUGGCGUCGGCGCCCCUCUUCGCCGCCAUGCUCCCCACCGGCAUGCUCUCCGGCUACCUGCUGGACCGCUUCUGCCCUGACAAUGGGCAGUGCAGCGACGUGUCGGCCGGACGGAGCCUGCUCACACAUGCUCAAGCCACAGCUCCGAGCCCCUCGCUCGGUGGCGGGGAGUGCCGGGGCCCCAUCAUGUGGACCACGGUGGCCCUGCUCACCCUCACGUCCCCACUCCUCAUCCUCGUGACCCAGAAAUGGAUACGACCCGCUCCCAGCGCGGACAAGGUCCAGGACCGAACCCCUGGGCUGGGGACGGGUGUGGACUUCAACGAGGCCGACCCUCUCUUGGUGGUGGACAACCUGUAUCAGAGCGCGGCCAUGCCGCGCCACAGCGAGGGACGCUGA